AUGGAAGGCGAGCUGCCCAGCAUCGACGACCUGGAGGUGGCGGCGGCGGCGGCAGGUGUGGCGCCCGUGCCUGCCGUGCUGGCGGAGAUGGGCUACUUUGAGCUAGGGCUGCAGCCAGCGGCAGCAGCUGAGGUGCCACAGGACAGCUUGUCAGACGACUCGGGUGAUGAGGCCGAGAGCAGCUCGGAUGAAGAUCCUGACGCCAGCCACGAGAGCGCGGCGGGAAUCGUGCGCCUGCUGCUGCGGCCGCUGGGCGGCGGCCAGGAUGGGGUCUCGGUGCGGCUGCUGCUCGUGGGGGGCGGCCCGCGGGGCACGGCUGCGGCGGCGGGCAUGGAGGUGGAGGAGGUCGCCGACGACAGCGGCUUCUCCAGCAGCGCCAGCAGCGGCAGCAGCAGCGACGACGAGGCGUCCUCGGCCUCUGCCGACGAGCCGCUGGACGUCAUCCAGAACUACUCCGAGCUGCGGCAGAUGAUCGACGACAUGGACGCUGACGUGGACGCUGACGAGGACGGCGGCGGCGGCGCCGCCGCCGCGCACCGCGCCGAGCGCGAGCUGCUGGGCUCGCUGCCGCUGCCGGCCCUGGCGGGCGUGCAGGUUUCGGCGGACGAGGCGGUGCAGGCUGCGGGCAUUGUGCUGUCGAUGCUGGAGGGGAUGGUGGUGGCGCAGGCGGGCAGCCGCGCGCUGAACGAGGGGUGUGUGCUGGUGCUGGAGGACCGCAGCCCCAUUGGAUGCGUGGAGGAGAUCUUUGGGCCAGUCGUGAGCCCGCUGUAUGCGCUGCGGUAUGGUGGCGCGGAGCCCAUGCCCGCCGCCCUGCAGCCUGGUGCAACAGUGUACAGCGUGGAUAGGCUGGCCGACUUUGUGCUGCCGGAGCAGCUGCGGGUGCAAGGCUACGAUGCUGCGGCAGAGGAGGAGGAGGCGGACUUGGAGGCGCAGUUUUCGGACGACGAGGCGGAGGCCAGGCACCGGCGCAAGCUGGAGGCAAAGCGCAAGCAGCAGCCAGAGGGACUGGUGCAGGGCGGCAGGGGCCCCAAGCAGGCCCAGGGCGGGCGGGGAAGAGGCGGGCGCGGCGGCGGCAGGGGUGGGCGCGGUGGCGGCGGCAGGGGGUCUGGCCAGCAUCCCAGCAUGGGUGGCCCCAAGCCCAUGCAGCCGUCGCCACAGCAGCAGCAGCCCGGCUCUGCACCUGCGGCAGUGGCGUAUUACCACCCGCACCAGCAGAUGCCGCCUGCGGGCAGGGUUUUCAGCGGGCAGCUGCCGCGGCCGUCGCCGCCCGCCGCCUUCCAGGUGCAGGCAGCUGCGGCGCAGUUCAACGGCAUGUCGCUACAGCAGCAGCAGCAGCAGGGCAUGUACAUGCAACCGCCGCCACCGGGCAGCUGGGCUGGAGCUGGCAGCGGCGGCGGGUAUUACGGCGGCGGCCAGCCGGCGCCGCCCCGCAUGACGGGGCAGGUGCUGCGGCCGCAGUACGCGGUACCGCCGCAGCAGCGCCCGCCCGGCACCGGCGCCAUCAUGCAGCCGCAGUAUGCGGGCCAGGCGCCUGGGAUGCAGGCACCUCAGCAGGCGCAGCAGGCGCAGCAGGCGCAGCACCAGCUGUUCACGCCUCAGUUCCGGCCGCCGCCGCCUCCGCAGCUGUAG
This is a messenger RNA of Chlorella variabilis, 1629 nucleotides long. RefSeq lists its product as hypothetical. The record is from RefSeq and is a predicted model, not a curated record. Gene Ontology annotation, molecular function: RNA binding. Gene Ontology annotation, cellular component: sno(s)RNA-containing ribonucleoprotein complex. Gene Ontology annotation, biological process: box H/ACA snoRNP assembly; ribosome biogenesis; pseudouridine synthesis. NCBI's taxonomy places the organism in Eukaryota, Viridiplantae, Chlorophyta, Trebouxiophyceae, Chlorellales, Chlorellaceae. Bases 1 to 1629 code for a protein of 542 amino acids. The transcript is spliced from 6 exons.